Messenger RNA from Kuraishia capsulata CBS 1993, 672 nucleotides. RefSeq lists its product as uncharacterized. Gene Ontology annotation, biological process: methylation. Gene Ontology annotation, cellular component: eRF1 methyltransferase complex. The record is from RefSeq and is a predicted model, not a curated record. The coding region runs from base 1 to 672 and encodes 223 amino acids. Gene Ontology annotation, molecular function: protein methyltransferase activity; S-adenosylmethionine-dependent methyltransferase activity; nucleic acid binding. Lineage: Eukaryota; Fungi; Ascomycota; Pichiomycetes; Pichiales; Pichiaceae. The transcript has a single exon.
AUGCUGGAAACACCGAUAAUUCCUAGUGCGGACUACUCAAAGGUAUAUGAACCGGCAGAGGACUCUUAUCUGCUGCUAGACCUGUUUGAGCAGAUACGGUGUGAGCUGAGCUCAAAGAGAUAUGCCCAUUCUGUGCCUCUCGUGGUGGAAAUUGGCACUGGGUCUGGCGUUGUCACUGCUUUUCUCAACAAGAACAUCCUACCGAAAGCUCUUUACCUAGCUACUGAUGUUAAUCCGCAUAGCUGUGUGAUUGCUGCGAGGACAAACUCACACAAUGCAACCUCGUAUAACAUGGAUGUCAUACGAUGCGACUUAACCUCGCCAUUGCUUACAGAAAAAGUCGAUAUUCUUAUAUUCAACCCGCCCUAUGUUCCUGCGGAGAAAGUUCCCGAAAUACCGAAAGACGACAAGGAUCCCAGAUGGCUGGAUCUGGCCCUGGAUGGUGGUCCUACAGGUAUGGACAUCACCCAACGGGUUCUCGACUCUUUGCACACUAUUCUUGCGCUAAAAGGUGAGGCUUAUAUCCUCUUCUGCGCGCGAAAUCAGCCUGAUAAAGUUGUUGAGGAUUUUAAAAAGAAGUCUCCCGGGAAGUGGGAUGUGACAAUGGAAAUACGUAGAAAGGCUGGUUGGGAGAUGCUCAGCGUGUAUAAAUUUGUGAGACUAUGUGAAUGA